This is a messenger RNA of Yarrowia lipolytica CLIB122, 5022 nucleotides long. RefSeq lists its product as uncharacterized. The record is from RefSeq and is a predicted model, not a curated record. Gene Ontology annotation, cellular component: spindle microtubule; mitotic spindle midzone; mitotic spindle. Gene Ontology annotation, biological process: mitotic spindle assembly; astral microtubule depolymerization. Gene Ontology annotation, molecular function: microtubule binding. NCBI's taxonomy places the organism in Eukaryota, Fungi, Ascomycota, Dipodascomycetes, Dipodascales.
AUGUUGAAGAGAUAUACGAGAAUUACAGAUUCGACUGAACACCAAAAAACAACAACAAAAAGAAAACAAAAUCUCCAUUCGUCACCUCCAUCACCAUUCCACUCCACAGACCAGUCUACCAGACACAUUUCACCCAACCCUAACCCUAUAUUUACCUCUGACGCGUAUCUUUUUGUGUGUCGCGAAUCUUUACGAAAUACGACCAACGACCGUUUCAAGCCCCCUAAAAUGAAGAGCGACCAGUUAGGCCGGGUGUUAUCCGACGAUGACCUACCCACCAAGCUCUCCAUCGCCAACGAAUUCAAGGCGUUCGUCAAAAAGAACAGCGUGCCCCGUGAUCUCAUACACCCCUACUUUCUCACACUCUCUCGAGCCAUCAAGUCACGAGAAGAUCCCCAACUCACCUCCGUGUGUUUCUCGUGCUUCUGCCACCUCUUCAAACGGGUCAGUAUCCAGGACAAACAGCUGCUAGAUGACUCAGCAACGGUAGCCGUGGUGACAGACCUACUCAUUGACCGUCUUAGCGACAGAUCCACGGGAGUUCGGGCCACAGCAAACAAGGUGCUUCUAGAUUACUGGGUUCUCGUCCCACAAGCCGUGGCCGUAGCAAUGAGGCAGAGCGCUGUCGUGAGCUCAAGCCACGUGACCCUAGGCGAGUCUCUCAAGUGGCUGCAAUCCGUCUUUGAUCUUUCUUCGGCCUUCAACUUUUCAGCUUUUGUUCAGCCCGUGGUGGACAUGUUACGAUACCCCCAAUUACAGUCUUCCGUGUGCGAGUUGCUGAAAAAGGUCUACUCUGUAUCUGACAGAAGGGAGCUGGAGGAAUGCCUGGCUGCUACUGGUGUCAACGAGAUGCUCAAGAAGAGCAUUCUCAAUGGUUUGCCAGGUGGUAACAGUUCCUCAGCAGUUUCUGACCCGAAAACCACUGCACCAAGAAGCUUGAGUUCACAGAAAAGCGUUGCUUCAAAACCUGCACAACAACCUAACUCUCAAGAACCAGGAAACGAAAAUGCACCUUCUUCGUCACUUGCAUUUCUGAACAGCCUACCAAACUUCAGAGUUGACUCGUUAGCUCCUGAGAAUGUCUACUCUGCCUCAGAUCUAGAGUCCAAGAUCAACAACAUGCAUGUAGCGUUUGCCGAUAAGGAGAGUGAGAAGAACUGGAGUUUACGAGAGAAACAUGUGACGCAGAUUCGGAAACUACUGCGUGGAAAUGCUCUCCAAGACUACCCUUCUCAGUUUGCAGCUGCCUACAAGUCUGUGAUCGAUGGAGUGCUGAAGUCAGCCACCUCUUUACGAACCACUCUAUCUAACCAGGGUCUUCUACUGGUCAAAGAAAGUGGCCAGCUCGGUGGAAAUGCGUUUGUGGAUCCUGUUAUGGACAUUGUUUUCCCUCAGAUCAUCCGCCUGACCGGCCAGAUGAAGAAAAUCACCUCAAACAACGCCCACAUUACCGUCUGUGGCCUACUCACUUCUGCUACUUUCUCUACCAAGCUCAUUAACCAUGUGACAUCUGCUACUGUCGAAAAGAAUGCCCAGCCCCGUACUUUUGCUGCCGUGUGGCUUAGAAUCCUCAUCUUGAGCCACUCUCAAACACACAAAAGUGCCAUGCAAAACCACGGUGGCCUUGAUCAGAUCGAAAAGGCCAUUGCUAAGGGUCUGCAAGAUCCCACUCCAUCAGUCAAGGAAAACAUGAGAGUGACAUAUUGGAGUUUUGCCGAGUACUGGCCUUCUGAGGCGGACAAAAUCUACCGAAAGCUGGACACAAAGGCCAAGGCCAUGUUGGAUAAGGUGAAUCCAAGUGGUGCCAAAAAUGCGCCCAUCAAGAAGCCUGCACCAAGAGAAAGCCUCAAGGAAGUUAUGCGGCGAUCACGUGAAUCGAGCGUAAACCGUGAUGCAAAUGCUCCCUCUGCUACUGCCCCUCCCCAAAGAGCCAAGAUGGGUGCGCCUCAACGAACCUCGUCAGGUUUAGUGGGUAGAUCACUCAGUGGAAGUAACUUGACUGAUCGUAGUAAUCGACUAAGCUCCACAUCCACGUCAUCACGCGAUCAGCAGAGAGCUGUAAGCGAUUCCACGCGACCCACACAGAUGACUCGGCCUGUUAGUGGGCGGUUGUCUAGAGAACCAAGCCUAACAAGAUCAUCGCGUGAUCAGAGUCUCACCAGAUCAUCCCGAGAGACUGUGUCACGUGAACCAAGCCUUACGCGUGGCUCCAGAGAGCUGCCCAAACAGCGAGUUGACCAAAACCGGCAGCGAGUCCCUUCCAUUUCACGGGACUCUCGGUAUGGACAGCGGCCGGUAGGAUCGCGUGAAUCCAGCCGACAGUCGCGGGAGUCGUCGCUUGAUCCUUCGCGGGAAUCUUCCCUUGCUCCGUCAGUCCACUCCUCUACAGCCAUUUCACGCGAGUCGUCCCUUCCUCGAGAUGAUCUGCCUAGCUACGACGUUGAAAUGGAUGAGGACGAUCCGUUUGUGACCCAGCAGUUGAAGCUGUCUCUAAAGCAGGAGGAUGCUAUGAGCCAACCGGAAGAAACCAUGAACGAAGUGACCACAGCUGAGGCAACCGCAACAACCGCUCCCAUGAAAAUUCCAAAAUCCACACCCCCCCGCGAGUCUACACCCCCUAAUUCGUCUCCGUUUGUGCUGGCAAAGUCUCCUGCUACCCAGGGAGUCUCGACUAGUCCAGCUACGGGCAAAAGCGCCAGUCCACCUGCCACAGCCGAAGAUGAGCUGUCUCGUGACUUAAACGGCGAAUCAAAACAUCUAAAGGAGGUGGAUGACGAUAACGGUAGUAUGGAUGCUGAUGAGCGAAUCGAGUCUGACGUGGUAAUGGGAGAUGCAGAAGAGUCUGCUGCUAACUUUGAGCCGUCUGAAGUAGAACCAGCAGGAGUUCAACUCGGACUGAAAUCCCCUAAACGUGAAACUCCCACUUCUGCUCUUCAGGGAAACGAACAAGCUGAGCCAGAGUCUCAUGAUGCGGUUGCAGACUCUCAAUCUCAUGGUGCUGACUCAGCAGACCUCCAGUCAGAGCCCCGAAAUGUCCCCGUGUCACCGCCCACAACUUCAGACGCCUCUAAUGUGCCCAUCUUGUCUCCACGGCCAAUCCAUCCUGCCAAAUUCGAGCUGGACUCGGAUGCUAUGAUAGUUGACGAAGUUGCGCCCGAAGUCAACACAGUGAUUGAUGCUCAGACCCAGGCUGAAGAGACUCCGACUGAAGAGAUCCCUGCUGUGGUCAAGGUUGGUUUUGACGCUGAAGCGAAAUCCGAACCCACUGAACAGACUGAAGCUGUGAAGACUUCAGACACUGCCACUGAGCCCGGUGAGCCAGUUGACAUCCCCAAUUCUGAACAGGGUCCCUCGACCGAACCUACCGAACUCGCCAAGUCUGCUGGCUCAGUGGAACAUGUGACCGAAGCCAUCCAGGAGGAUCCUUUCGGGGAUGCGCUUCCAGCAAAACAGGAAAAUGGAGCCAAGGCAAGUGAUGAGAUUGAAACAGACCAUACCAAAUCGAACAACACUGAAUCCGACGGACCAGUAUCUGCCCACGACGAAUCAGAGCCCAUGGAAAUAUGCGAUUCCGACAAUGACGCAGUAGACAACGGAACCAACCCUGAUACAAAGUGCCAAGACCAACAAGACUCUACUACUCCACCCAUGGAUUUCUCUUCUCACGAUCUCAAAGACGAGCUCAACACGUCCUCCCCCGAGUCUCUCACUGCUCUUCUUUCAAACCCAGACCAGUACAAGGAAAUUCUAGACCACGUUCCUGCCGAGCUGUUCCUUCUCUGCGUGAUUCUCUUCUCAGAGUCUCAUGUGAUGGACGCCCAGAGUGUUAUUUCCCGAGAUACUAACCUGGCUCUGUCUACAGCGAGUUCAAUGGUCAUGGUUUGUGCUCGAGACGUCUAUCCCUCUGACUCACGGUGGUCACAAGCGACAGUUGAGGAGCUCAAACAUGUGACUGUUACCUGUCUGGAGUGGCUGACUAAACUCGUUAACGAGUCGUCCGAGGCCUCCACUCUUUUGGCCACCAACAAGCGCUACCGAACCUCACUUGUCCACCUUCUCUCAACCUCGGUGGAGCUUCACAAGCAGAAAUUCGGCGAUGUGACGCACAACUCUCUGAUUCACGUGAUCGAGUCGAUGGACAAGCUGAGUCAACGACCUCCGGACAAGCGCACGUCUCGUGCGUUUCUCGAGGCUCCCAGUCCAAGCCCAGACUCAUCUUUGGUCGAAGAUGUCACCGACAAACUGAGCCAUGUGACUGUCAAGGAGAAUUUCAAGACAAUCCGCAUUUUGCCUCCACAGCUCGCAUCAGGUCAGUUGAUAUUUCCUGGCUCUGAGGUCACCUGGUCAAAACUGGAGCUAGAAAGACUGGCUAGAAGCCCCUCUUGUUCUGACUCCAACGAAGCCAUUUUGGAUGCCGUGUCAAGAGACAAAGUGUCUGUCACUCAGCUGUCGACACUGGCAUCUCGUAUUCCUGAACUCGAAGACGUGGAUCUUGUCACAGCCACAAUUCUCGCCUAUUUGCACAUUAGCCAUCCUCCCGCGCUCACAACAGCCGCUCUGGUAGCUAUCAAACAGGUACUCAUCAAGCCGGAGCUCAAACUAAGCAUGGGACACGUGACCGAAAUAUUCUCGACACUCAACCACGUCAACAGCCACAUUGACUCGCGGUCACCUCUCGCUGCUGCCAUCGAAGAACUUGUGGCCGACCUUUUAACACACACAGACUCAUCUGAAAUGCUCGAGUUUCUGCUUCUGAGCAGAUCACGUGACAGCAAGACACAGAACAAGCUGCUGCUGCUCAACACGGUAUAUCACGUGAUCACCCCGGAUCUUCUUCCAUCCUAUGAAACUCAACUUCUGGCUCUUAUCACCGAGCUUAUCUCCGACCCCGAUCCUCUGGUGCGAAGAGUCACUGUAGGAUUGGUAGUUCGAGUCUUGCGCGUGUCUCCCGAAAUGGAGGGCACCAUUUCGCUGGCCAUCAAAUCAAAAAUGGAUCUAGUGAGAUACUACAUGGGCGCAUAG